CAAAAGCCAAGAGCGAUCAUUUGCAUUUCGGUCUUCUUCACUGCAGCCAAGACCAGUUGAAUCGAACAAGUUCAUGAGGACCAUCGUAGAAUCACCGGCACAGCGAUGAAUCUAAAGUUUUGUCGUUUCGACGGGUGGCCGCAGCUUCUGAUGGCGGUUCUGCUCUGCACGGUCGCAAGUGCAAAUCCUACCGAUAGCACCGAGCCGUGCGACGAAAGCCAGUUCGUGUGCGCUAACGGCCAUUGCAUUAAUGGUCACUUCAGGUGUGACAACGACGACGACUGUCAAGAUGGCAGCGAUGAACUCGAGUGUAUUCUACCUGGCCAGACCUGCACAAUAAGUGAGUUUGAGUGCGAAAACAGAAAGUGCAUCAGGAAAUGGUACGUCUGUGACUUUGACAAUGACUGUGGAGACGGCAGUGAUGAGAGCAACUGCAACUACCCCGAUGUCCCGUGCGGGGAGGACGAGUUCCGAUGCUCCAACAGACGUUGUAUCCCGACGCUCUUCCGGUGCGACUACGUCGACGACUGCCGUGAUCGCAGCGAUGAACUUGACUGCAUUCGUGGUUGAGGUGUCUAGUCCAGGUUCUCCAGCUCUCAUCCGGUGAUACUGUUUUGCUGACGUGCAUUUGACAACGACCAACAUGCAAUGCAAAUAAAAUGUAACUCCUACAUACCUGAUACCACUACACAUGCUUCUAUACAGUGAUAUCAUAAAACUUUCAUCACUGUAAAAUUAUCUUCAAUUUACUUAUUUAUACUUUCACUUAAAUUGUACAACUAUAAUCAAGAAGUUGAAGGUUUUUGAGUUCCAAAUAAGCUCAUUUAGCUGCCGAUGCAGCUAAUGGCGGUCAUUGAUUCUUAUUGCUCCCAGCAUCUUGAAAGGAUCUCAGAGUAAAACCGAUUGAAUUCAGAUCUAUGUUUCAUCGGCAGUUACUGUAAUGGAAUAAAUCAUUCCAAGCAUUCAGCAUUGUCCGUUAAAUUAUCAACUGAAUUCUUCAAUUUUUUCAAUGAAAUUUCAGGAGCCAAAUUAAUUAGGUACUCGCAUAAUAAAUAUCCGCUAACUAUCAUAAUCUGCAGAAGACGGCAUCAAAACAUUUUUUUAUGCAGAGUAUUAUUCAUUUCAUUGAAUUUCUUUUUGGCAUAUAUCAAUACAUCUUUAUUUUUAGCAAGUAAGCAUACACGUUCAAUAAGUUACUUCUAUACAGACAAAUUUGCUUGAA
Hyalella azteca is the source of this 1222-nucleotide messenger RNA. Its product is annotated as very low-density lipoprotein receptor-like. Gene Ontology annotation, molecular function: protein binding. The transcript has 7 exons. The coding region runs from base 106 to 570 and encodes 154 amino acids. The record is from RefSeq and is a predicted model, not a curated record. NCBI's taxonomy places the organism in Eukaryota, Metazoa, Arthropoda, Malacostraca, Amphipoda, Hyalellidae.